AUGUUGAAUGCUCUAGGGAAGGAAGUGAACUCCUUAAUAUCAAGACCUUUGAUAAGACAUGGGUCAAGAAAAAUCAAACAUAAGGUACCUGAAAAAAUACCUGUUCAAUUAUUGAAAAAUCAUCCAACAGUGGGCCUACAAGGGGAAAUAGUGAGAGUCAGACCAGCAUUCAUGAGAAACUAUUUGCACAGAGAUAAUGGUGCUUGUUAUCUUACCAAGGACCAAGGACCACGUAUUCCAGUUGCUGAAAAAUCCAGACAAAAGGAAAGAAAGCCAGUAGUAGAAGCCAAGAUCGACGCCAACACAGUCGAACAAGCGGAGAGCCAAAAUGAUGAUGGAAAUACUGGAGCAAUGUCUUUGGACGAAUUAUCGAACUUAUUUAACACCAUGAAGAGUGGUAGAAGGUCUAAACAAGGUGCUGAGGCCGACGAACUGAAGCAAGCUUUCGAAGCAAGCACCCAGGAAAUUGCAUACACCGCAUCAGAAUUACAACAAGCUAUUCCAAGGGUACACACUAUUUUGUUGAAUGACACUGUCAAGCUUCCUAUUGAUAAGUCUUAUGUGGCAUCUUUAAUCUACGACAUGGCUGGGGUUCAAAUCCCACAUGCCUCCAUUAAGUUGAGCACUAUCGCUAAUAGUAGGGCAUUGCUCAAUGAAAUCAGUGCUGUUGGUGAUUAUAUGAUGACUUUAGAUGUUCCAGGUGACAGAAACGGUGUUCAGAGAACACUCAGAAUUCAAUAG
Messenger RNA from Debaryomyces tyrocola, 741 nucleotides. Lineage: Eukaryota; Fungi; Ascomycota; Pichiomycetes; Serinales; Debaryomycetaceae. The record is from the annotation of a GenBank genome assembly.